ACGCCACCGAAGCAAUCCAGGCCAGGACCAGGACCAGGACAGGGUGCCACAAAACCAAAACCAAACCCCACCACUCCGCACGAGAUCAUUUCGCCAGCUCAUCGCCACCGCCCUCCACAGCCCCCGCUCGGCUCCCGCGACUCCUUCUCCUCGUCGCCGGGUGAGUGGGUCCACCUCUCGCCGCGCCCCGCCGUCGACCCGCCUCAGGCAAAGAUAAGUCAAAGGAGAGGUCGGUAUGCGCCGGUGGUUUUGCUGCACGCAGUUUAAUGCUUCAUAUCGUGAACAUGAAAAUGAACGUCCCAUCAGUCCGGAGGAGAAAGAAGGAAAUGGUUUUGCUGUUAAAAGUGAUCCCAUCAAGGUACCACCUUCCAUUGAAGUCCCUGAAUUAUCAUUUGAAGAACUGAAAGAAAAGACCGACAAUUUUGGGUCAAAGGCUUUGAUUGGUGAGGGAUCAUAUGGAAGAGUGUAUUACGCUAUUCUGGACAGUGAAAAACAUGUUGCUGUUAAAAAGCUUGACGCUUCAACAGACCCUGAACUCGAUAAUGAGUUUUUGACACAGGUAUCCAUUGCCUCAAAACUAAAGCAUGAUAAUUUUGUGGAGAUGCUUGGAUAUUGUGUGGAAGGAAAUCAGCGUCUAGUGGCCUAUGAAUUUGCUACAAUGGGUUCUCUGCAUGAUAUCUUGCAUGGAAGAAAGGGUGUUCCAGGUGCACAGCCUGGCCCAGCACUUGAUUGGAUGCAGCGGGUUAAGAUUGCUAUUGAUGCUGCUAAAGGGCUAGAGUAUCUUCAUGAAAAGGUGCAGCCUUCAAUAGUCCACCGGGACAUACGGUCUAGCAACGUUCUUCUGUUUGAGGACUACAAAGCGAAAAUUGCAGAUUUCAAUCUUUCCAAUCAGUCUCCAGAUAUGGCUGCUCGUUUGCAUUCUACUCGUGUCCUUGGAACCUUCGGCUACCAUGCUCCCGAGUAUGCCAUGACUGGCCAGCUAACUCAGAAAAGCGAUGUAUAUAGCUUCGGAGUUGUUCUUUUAGAGCUUCUAACAGGAAGGAAACCAGUAGAUCAUACAAUGCCUAGAGGUCAGCAGAGUCUGGUUACAUGGGCAACACCUCGAUUGACUGAGGACACAGUGAAACAAUGUGUUGAUCCAAGAUUAAAGGGAGAGUAUCCUCCAAAAGGAGUUGCCAAGCUUGCGGCUGUGGCGGCACUCUGUGUGCAAUAUGAAUCUGAAUUUAGACCCAGCAUGAGCAUCGUAGUUAAGGCACUCUCUCCCCUUCUUCAACAUAAACCGCAACCACCACCAGCCACUACUCCUGAUGCAACAGCACCUUCAGAUGCCUGACUUUUUCAACAAGCUAUGAAUCAUGAAUGUAAAGAGAGCCAUUUCCUCUUCGGUGCGUGCGCUGUUCUGAAGUACUACCGUGUGCCUGUGAAGUGAUCAGUGUCACACAAGUAACGGCAUUGUGGACUAAUGCAUAUGCACACCUUUACAUAGGUUGGUACAGACAGGAGGCUCCCCCCCUUGUCAUUACCGCGUGCUAAGCUGAGUCAUGUCCUGCCUUCGUUGGCCGGGUGAGGUGUGCUUGUUGGCCAGCGGUCGUGAUCACCUAAUUACCGUGUUACUGUAACAUGUGAAGGUUCUAAUUUUUUUUUCAAGGUUUGUUUUUCGUGUGCAUGUCUAUGCGUGAGAUUGUGAUGACAUUAUGCGCAUUAUUUUCUUUUACUGGAGAUACGCUGGAGAGCUAGAUUGUGCACU
Molecule: messenger RNA, 1747 nt
Organism: Sorghum bicolor (sorghum)
Lineage: Eukaryota; Viridiplantae; Streptophyta; Magnoliopsida; Poales; Poaceae
Product: PTI1-like tyrosine-protein kinase 3
Exons: 8
Coding region: 236-1333 (365 amino acids)
Biological process (GO): protein phosphorylation
Molecular function (GO): protein tyrosine kinase activity; ATP binding
Source: RefSeq, a predicted model, not a curated record